This is a messenger RNA of Dicentrarchus labrax (European seabass), 1375 nucleotides long. RefSeq names its product frataxin (gene fxn). The record is from RefSeq and is a predicted model, not a curated record. Bases 91 to 729 code for a protein of 212 amino acids. Lineage: Eukaryota; Metazoa; Chordata; Actinopteri; Moronidae. Gene Ontology annotation, cellular component: mitochondrion. Gene Ontology annotation, biological process: intracellular iron ion homeostasis; iron incorporation into metallo-sulfur cluster. Gene Ontology annotation, molecular function: ferroxidase activity; ferrous iron binding; iron chaperone activity. The transcript is spliced from 6 exons.
UACACGAAGAAGAAGAGGUGGAAGGAGGAGAAGAAGACGUAGAGGACACCGGUGAACUUUUGUAGAGCGUAAACAACCUGCUAGCAGACCAUGCUUUCAUUCAGUAAAGCACCGUGUAUUUAUUCGCAGAUAUGUCACCUUGCGAACACGCAGCUCAACAUGGCGACGGCGCAGAGCAUCAGGAAGCUCUCCAACCAGGUCAGGAGCUUGUCUCACCUUACGGGAGUUCGUCCUUUCACGAAACACACGCUUCAUCCCAUCUGUCGACUUCCAGACGAAUGUUUUGAGGGUGGAGUUUAUAGUGGAAGGUGGAGGAAGAACAUCCAUCUGACGUCACCAAGGCAGGAGAAACCCACCCCUGUGCCAAUAGGUGAGCUGUCAGAAGCGGCAUAUGAGAAGCUGGCAGAUAAGACAUUGGAUGCUCUGGCUGAUUAUUUUGAAGACCUGACAGAUGAAGCUUUCACUGGAGCAGACUACGAUGUUGUCUUCUCUAGUGGCGUGUUGACAGUGAAGGUGGGUGGGGACCAUGGCACCUACGUCAUCAACAAACAGACUCCAAACAAACAGAUCUGGCUCUCUUCUCCCACCAGUGGGCCAAAGCGCUACGACUGGACAGGUGAACACUGGGUGUACGCUCACGAUGGUGUGAACCUCCACCAGCUGCUUUCUAAAGAGUUUUCCAUCAUCUUUAAUAAAAACAUGGACCUCUCUGGCCUGCCAUAUUCCUGAGACCCCUCACCUGCUAAUGAGCUGCCUACAGCAUAACUACUGAAACAACUGUUAGAUCAUAUGGAAGCCAAAGACACAGAGUAUAUGUUUAACUCCACAAUAUCUUCUCAACAUUAUCCCUAAGUAGAGCAGUUGUACUGUAUAUGAUGUCAGUGAUCUAUAUGUGUGAGCUGCAAUAAUGAAUUGUACAUUUGUAUUUUAUGGUGAUAACGACACAUUCUCAUUAAAUAUUUGGAAACCCACAGAUGUUGAUGUAGAAUUCAGCCACAUUCAGUCUUCAUAGAAACUCCUCUAUGUCCUCAGUGCCCCACACUGUCCAAUCAUUGAACACAAGAGCCUGUUUUCAUUGCAGUCAGCAUUUACACAUACUAGUGACAUUGUUGCCUAUAGCUAACUUGGUCUGAAUAACUCCUGACCCCAACAGCACUGGAGUUUCUGACAAUAUUCUAAUGUUUUAUACUGCUGGCCAGUGGACAAUAUUUCCCCAUUUAGUUUUGAUUAUAAUUAAUUUUAUUUGUGAGAGACCAUGUACAAUAUCAUAUUUGAUGUAUUGCACAAGAGUUAGCUUAAAGGACCAGUGUGUAGGAUUUAGUGGCAUCUUAAACACAUCCUCCCAGUUCAAAUUAAAAUCAGCAAUAAGAAUUCA